CAAAAUGUCAAAGUUUAGAAAGUCGCCGGCCUGGUUUUCUUCUUCAACCCACAGAUAUGCAUAUUUUUGUUUAUUGCAGUGGACUUCACAGUCGACCAGCCGAGCAAGCAAAGUAACUCAUGAAGAAGAAGAAAUAAUGAUGAAACUGUGGAUGAUUAGGGCUUUAUCUAAAACCCUAAUAUCUCCCUCUCAUGAACACGCUCGCUGCGCUUCGACCUUUGCUCUUAAGAAUGUCACGAGAUUAAAUUUCGACUCUGCGCUCAAAGAUUUGCGCAGCCUAAUCAGAGAUGCGGACUUUGUUGCAAUCGACUUGGAAAUGACUGGAGUCACCAGCACUCCCUGGAGAGAGUCUUUUGAGUUUGACCGCCACGACAUCCGAUACCUCAAAGUCAAAGACUCCGCCGAGAAGUUCGCCGUCAUUCAGUUCGGCGUUUGUCCGUUCCGAUGGGACUCUGUCAAAAAGUUCUUCAUAGCUCAUCCGCAUAACUUUUACAUAUUCCCACGUCAAGAGGUUCCAGGAAGUGACCAAUCUUAUGAGUUCUUAUGUCAGACAACGUCUCUCGAUUUUUUGGCCAAAUAUCAAUUUGAUUUCAAUACAUGCUUAAGUGAAGGGAUCUCAUAUUUAUCCAGAAUUCAAGAAACCGCAGCAUUGAAACGCCUAAGUUCUGUGUGUUUGGAUGAAUCAUCUGAAUCAUUAUCUGGCUCGAAGAAAGCUGAAGACCUACAAUUUACUAGAAUGGUAGAUGUUCUAUUUGCUGAGCGAAUGAAAAUCAAGAUCCGUGAAUGGCGUGACGGCUUGUUACAUGGUAGCAAUAAUAGUUCCAUAUUCCCACAGACUUCAGAUAAUCCAGAUCAGAGAUUUCAGACUAUUUUCUUCAAAACACGUCCAGCCUUUGUCCUUAACGGAUUUACUUCGCACCAGAAAAAGUUGAUUCAAAUGGUCAUGGAAAAGCAUUUCAAUGAUCUUGCAUUUGUCCGUGUUACUGAUGAGGAAACUUUGUGUCAAAGGCAAUUGGUUGUUUAUACCGAUUCCAAUGAGGACAGGGAUUUGCUUAUGAAGGAAAUAAAGGAUUGUCUUCUUAACGAAACAAAAAGAAAAGUGAAAUCUGCAGUUGGGUUUCGAAAGGUUAUCGAUCUUCUUUCAUCUGAGAAGAAACUGGUUGUUGGUCACAAUUGCUUUCUUGACUUUGCUCACAUAUAUGGGAAGUUUAUAGGCCCUCUCCCUUGGAGUGCUGAAGAAUAUGCUACCUCUCUGCGGAACUACUUUCCAUAUAUAAUGGACACAAAAGUACUGUUGAAUGCAAAUGGCUCUUUUCAGUUCUCAGUGAAGAAAAGCAGCACAUCACUAUCCAAUGCUUUUGCUUCUCUGUGUCCUGGAAUUGCAUCAGGUGUUAAAGACCCUAGUUUGGUUGAUAAGUUGUGUGUUCAGGUAGAGGUUCAUGUUGAUGAGCAGAGGUCAUUAGACUGGAAUUCUGGAGCGAAACAUGAGGCCGGCUAUGAUGCAUUUAUGACAGGAUGCAUAUUUGCUGAGGCGUGCAAUCGUCUGGGAGUUGAUUUUGACAUGCAUUCAACCACAUUUGGUCUAGCUGAUGAAAAGAAACUUGAAAACUACAUCAAUCUUCUUUAUCUUAGUUGGGCUAAUGGAGACAUCAUUGAUCUGAGAACUGGAAAGCGUAAUACAGACUGUUUGGCUUCUAGUACAACUCCCAAAACUCAAUUCAGGGAAGUUGAUUUUCAAAACAUUGUUCUGUUGUGGGGCUUACAGCCUACUCUAAAACCAAGUGGGAUUAGAGAAUGCAUAUCAAGAGUAUUUAGUCAAAGUUCAGUUUCUUCCAUCUACUUGAUAGAUAAAACAGCUGCAUUUGUUCAGUUCAGCAAAACUGAAACGGCGGCAGAGUUCCUAGAUAUGAUGGAAAGUUUGAGGAGUAACAAUGGUCCGAUAUCAGUUCUGCAUCCCCUCUCAAAGCUCCUAGAGGGCGGUUGCACACGCGCUGCAAACUAUGAAGUUUACAGAGAAAUAUGCAUUUCGCCCCUUUCAAAAGUCUUAUUUGCAGAUCAGGCCGAAGCUGUCAAAAUUAAAAAAAGUAGAAGUGGUUCUCUGAAAUCCAUUUCAGAAGAGGGGAUGGUCAAAGAAGAUGAAAGAUUGGGCAUGGAGAAUAGUGAUGAUAAUGCCUUCCAUAGUUCUGAUGAAAAAGAACGGACAAGUUUUGCACAAAGCUUUAGAUAAGAAGUUUUUUUUAAUUGAAUUUUUGUUUUACGACCUAUAUAAUCAUCAUUACAUUCUAAGAUAUUUCUACUUGGAUGGAAACAAUGUACAAUGUAAGAGGUUACAGAACAUUACUUGUGUCAUAAAUGAAAUUAGGU
This is a messenger RNA of Cuscuta europaea, 2364 nucleotides long. The record is from the annotation of a GenBank genome assembly. Lineage: Eukaryota; Viridiplantae; Streptophyta; Magnoliopsida; Solanales; Convolvulaceae.